Molecule: messenger RNA, 336 nt
Organism: Aspergillus pseudotamarii
Lineage: Eukaryota; Fungi; Ascomycota; Eurotiomycetes; Eurotiales; Aspergillaceae
Exons: 3
Coding region: 1-336 (111 amino acids)
Source: RefSeq, a predicted model, not a curated record
AUGGCCCGCGGCAGUCUCGUCCCCCUCAUCAUCCUCGUGGUCGUCGUCGCCGUACUCGCCGUAAUCGGGUACAUCACCUGGUCGAUCGUACAAGAAGUAACACGGAACACAAAGUCCAAGAUGGAGAAGAAGAAUGUCGUAUGGACAAAGGACGGCAUGAAGGUCGGCGUGAAGGAAUUGAAUAAUGAGGAUUAUCAGGAUCGGACUCAGAGUGUUCUGGUGAAUAUGUGGAAUCAUACUUCGUUUCCUGCUUAUAAGAGUCGGUUGUGGAAUAUGACGCAACCGGCGGCUGAGGUUCAGGAGGUGGAGAGGAGGAGGAAGGGGCGGUCGAACUAG